This is a messenger RNA of Nerophis lumbriciformis (worm pipefish), 3062 nucleotides long. It is a transcript of the gene gga3a, whose product is annotated as golgi associated, gamma adaptin ear containing, ARF binding protein 3a. Gene Ontology annotation, cellular component: trans-Golgi network. Gene Ontology annotation, molecular function: phosphatidylinositol binding; small GTPase binding; ubiquitin binding. NCBI's taxonomy places the organism in Eukaryota, Metazoa, Chordata, Actinopteri, Syngnathiformes, Syngnathidae. The record is from RefSeq and is a predicted model, not a curated record. Gene Ontology annotation, biological process: Golgi to plasma membrane transport; protein localization to cell surface; intracellular protein transport.
AUAAUAUCUGUUCACAUGGGAAGCGACUCAGCGAGUGACAGGGCCAACAUGGCGGCUGGUGGCGAGUCGCUGGAGUCUUGGCUAAACAAAGCCACCGCUCCUUCCAACCGACAAGAAGAGUGGGAGUAUGUUAUGGCAUUCUGUGACCAAAUCAACAAGGAGCUUGAGGGACCCCAAAUAUCCGUACGACUGUUGGUACACAAGAUCCAUUCACCGCAGGAAUGGGAGGCACUGCAAGCCUUGACGGUUCUUGAGACCUGUAUGAAGAACUGUGGCCAAAGGUUUCAGAAUGAAGUGGGAAGAUUCCGUUUUUUAAAUGAACUUAUUAAAGUCAUAUCCCCCAAAUAUCUAGGAGACACGGUGUCUGAGAAGGUGAAGUCAAAAGUAAUUAAGAUGAUAUACAGCUGGACCAUUUAUCUUCCUGAGGAAACCAAAAUUUGUGAGGCUUACCAGAUGCUGAAGACUCAGGGUAUUGUAUUAGCUGACCCUGAGAUCCCUUCCGAUGCUACAUUAGUCCCAUCUUCAUCUGAGAGGCCCAAGAAUCCAGUGUUUAAUGAUGAGCAGAAAAGUAGAAAGUUAGCAGAGCUGCUUAAAAGCAAAAAGCGUUCUGAUCUGCAGGAGGCCAAUCAACUCAUCAAGAACAUGGUUAAAGAGGAUGAAGUGAGGUCACAGAAAGUGUCCAAGCAGAGUAGCACACUGGAGGCAGUCAACUACCGUGUCAAACUCCUUAAUGAGAUGCUUACUUACUUUAGUCCUGAAGCCUCUGCUGAUGUUGACAAGGACCUCAUUAGGGAGUUGUACAGUGACUGUGACAAGCUGAGACAAACAGUGUGUCAGCUAGCUACAGAGACAGAUGAUGACGACACUUGCUUGGGAGACAUCCUGCAGGCCAAUGAUGACCUCUCCAAUGUUCUUAAUUCUUAUAAGAAGAUAAUGGAAGGCCCUACUAGCAAUGGAGAGACUAAAACUCUAUCAGGCACCAGCUUCACGGCUCAGUCUGAGAGUCUGAUUGAUUUGAUGGAUGUGGACGACACCAUUUUUUCCCAACAAGGAAAGCUACCUUUUGCAUCAUCUGCAUCUUCUCACUUUGACCUUCUGUGUGGACCCACUGUGGCUGAAGCAGAGUCAGGCACAGCCUCUGCGUCAUUCUCAAUGCUAGAUGAAGAGCUGCUGUCCUUAGGUCCUGCAUUCUGUGCGAUUCCUCCCUCUGUCUUCGGCUCGGUGUUCCCCAGUGCUCCGCCGGCACCUUUCACGCUCCAGCAACCACCAGAUGGCCCAGUCUCAAGCUCAACAGUGCCAGCGCACAGCACAGAGCAGUCGCCUCCAACAACCAUCCAUGUCACCGCGUCACAGGUCUACUCUGCAGCACAACCGUCCCAGUCUGAACCCGCCUCUACGGGUGACAGUCUACAAGAUGUGGCCCUGCUUGAUUUCAGCAGUCCUAAAAGUUUACCCGAGGCGCACUUUGACAACACGCAAGCCAAGCGUGAUGAUCCGCGUUCUCCUGCCAACCCCAUGUGCCAAAGCGGGGUGCCAGUGAAGACCAACUGCCCGCCAGCCAGAUGCCAUGACGACAAUGCUCUGUUACACUCCCACAACCCCAUCGUCACAAAGAACCACACUAAUUCAGCUGGGGGAGAGGAGACGUCCUUUGCUAAUGUUUUUGUACCAUUGGAGACUGUCAGACCAAGUAAACUGUGUCCCAUCACAGCGUACGACGAGAGCGGCGUUCGUGUGCUGCUACAUUUUGCGAGCGACUGUCCCCCUGGCUGCUCUGAUGUUUUGGUGAUUGUUGCGUCCGUGCUAAAUACAUCUCCUCUCCCUGUCUGCGACUUUGUACUGCAGGCUGCAGUUCCCAAGACAAUGAAAGUGAGAUUGCAGCCACCCUCGGGUACACAGCUGGCUUCCUUCAACCCCAUCGCACCUCCUGCUACCAUCAGUCAAGUCAUGCUGCUUUCCAAUCCACACAAGGAAAAAGUUCGCAUGAGGUUCAAGUUGACAUUCACGCUAGGACAGCAGCAUUACGCAGACGUCGGCGAAGUUAAUGACUUUCCACCUCCUGACAGAUGGGGUGCUCUGUAGCCCCGCCCAUCUCCUUUCCCUUCGAAAUUCUUCUAUUUAUCUGGGCAAUGAGAAAGAAACGGCUUCUAGGAUUAUGUCUGUUUAUUUAUUUAUUUUCAACUUUUGUACCCUUAUUUAACGAGAAGGUAAGCUUGAAUAGUCACAGUCUUGUUCAAUACAUACGCCAAGGCUUUAGUACGAAUCAAAAAGAGAUUUCUUCUAUACUGUUUGUAUUAGGUUAAGUUCAAAUUAAGUAUUGUUGUUACACUUUGGAACAGGAAUAUUACAACUAAAUUGUUUUAGCUGCCAUGUUUCCAGAAAGCUAUGGACCUGUGGGCGAGACUUCUCCCGUUCACUAUAAUCAUAUGUUUUUCUGUGAAACCAGUGUCCUCUACAGUAGACAUUUGAUUUUGGCUUUUUUAUUUUAUCAGAGUUAUAGGAGCCCUCUGCUAUUUGUUAAGAAUCUGCUGCAAAAAUGUCAGUCUCUCACAAGUCUUUUUGAACCAAACUCGUGUAUAAUAGCCCAAAUGAUGAAAAAGAGAAGACCUAAAAUAAACCUUGGGGAAGACCACAAGUAUAACUAAAGAAGUCGAUCAAUGACUACUCACUGCAUCUAAAGUAAACAAGGUACUGCAACAUAAACCACAUUACGAAGAAAAAAAUUGUAAAUGCCAAUAAAGGAGAGGACUUCAAGGGGUGCAUUGGGGACUGCCUCAGUUAUGUAAAUCACACCCCAGUGUUCUAUAUUUGCAUGCAUGGUUGAAAUGACAAGCAUCUGCUAAUGUGUUAACAGUGGUCCAAGUUCCUCUAUACAACAGGAGCACUACUGUUUUUAAGAAUUUGCUGAAAAAAUGUUUUGUCUCCCAAGUUUUGAACUCAACCAGGUAACUUUGCUCCCACUUCAGCCAUUUGAACAGCCCUGCUUUAGAAGGUCUAGCAAUGUUGUCAAAAUUCAGAAAUAUUGAUUGUAAUUCUAAAGUUGGAUUUACAAACCCAGUUUC